Molecule: messenger RNA, 6081 nt
Organism: Exophiala mesophila
Lineage: Eukaryota; Fungi; Ascomycota; Eurotiomycetes; Chaetothyriales; Herpotrichiellaceae
Exons: 2
Coding region: 149-6010 (1953 amino acids)
Biological process (GO): phosphatidylinositol-mediated signaling; phosphatidylinositol phosphate biosynthetic process
Cellular component (GO): cytoplasm; plasma membrane
Molecular function (GO): 1-phosphatidylinositol 4-kinase activity
Source: RefSeq, a predicted model, not a curated record
UAUAACACCAAUAUCACCCUUGCUCACCUCUCUUUUCCCCUCUAUACCUCCUUGAGAAGUCUUAGAUGCUGAAUAUCAUGAAACUAAGCACUCUGUUCCAUUGAAAGUCGAGUCCUUCGGAUAUAUCGGACCAGUGCAGCCACCCCAGAUGGACGUCGGCCACGGUGGCCUGCGCCGGCAGGCUUUCUCCAAGCUCGCCCUUCUAUCCUCCCGCCCGACUUCCAAUAAUGAGACCGACUUUCAACGUCUGUUCACCUCAAUCCCUGUCCCCAAACCCCAGGCCAAUGGCGUCCUCGAUGGUGUCUUUCGAGCCAUUGCCCCAGUGUCUAGAACCCGCAUGUCUCUUCGAGAACUCGAUAUUAUACUCGCUCUAUGUGCUAGCGCUCAAGACCUACACAACUAUGAACACGCAGAAAGAUUGGUCUCCCAGCUCGCCGCUUACCUUCCUGAAGCACACACCCAGCUCUUCGCCCCUUCUCCCUUUAUGCAUGAGAUCAAACCCGCUCCAUGGACCGCCUUGACUUUCCAGCUCACCAGCGCCCUCCUUGUACUUGGUUUGAGGUUCUCUCCACUCAAAACAAAAGUCGCACAGGCUGUCAACCUCUACCUGCACCACUGGUCAGAGUCUGCGACUGCUCUGGCUUCAAUUGCCUUUGGUGAGCAUGACGACGACAAUGAGCUGGAAGCACAGGAAGUCGCUGCUGUCACCGUCUCUCUCGUCGGCUUCAUGCAAGCUGCCGCAUCUCACGAAAACUUUUGGUCCGCCUAUGAACGAGUCGAGAUGAUACGCUCGAUUCGAGACUCCCUUUCUCCCUCUCUUCUGAUCGCUUUGGAAACCGCUUCUUCCGCCAUACGCCAUUCCGUGUCCUCAGGGCAAGGCACCAGAGAUUGGAGAAAAUACCUCAAGCGGUUCGCCGCCCAGGGUACUCCCGUCGGGGCAAUGAUGUUACAGAAAGGCUUCAUGCAACUGGUCCUCGCCUGCACCGCUCGUAUGCUGUGUGACGACCACACGGUUGAAUGUGGAGAUAUUCUUGAUCAGUACAUCGCUGGGAGACAUUUGGGUCGAGCCAAAGAUGACCUCGUCACCGAUGACAUGGUCGAAUACCUUGUCGAUGUUAUCACUGACCAAAUCAACGUCUUAGAGGACGGUUCGGACUAUCUCCAGCUGAGCUCAGCUUGGCAACAACGUCUCGCGUUCUCGGUCAAGGCCUACGCUUUUGAAGCCUACCUUCAUUGCGUCGUCCUAAAUGACGACAUUGCAGAUCCCGAAGAUCUUUUCAAUUGGAUUGAAGAUACCAUCGAAAGCCAGGUCCAGAUGGCAGACUUGCAACUUGCAGAUGUUGCUUUGAAGGCUUUAGCUGUUAUUGCAAAGUACAUUCCGGAGUCCACCUCCAACUAUGCUCGCAUCCUCCUGCGGUUCAUUGUUCAGGGCACCUCUCAUCCUCGUGCUGUCACCAUUGCGGCCCAGAGCCUAUCACACAUCCUCAGGUUGCUUUCUCAAGAUGCAGUCAUCACCACCAUCUACUCUCUAGGUAAUGUGCUCAGCUCUCAAGCAGGCUCAGAAAAGGCACCUCAUCCAUUUGCUCUGGCCGAUGGCAAUGGACAUCACCCAUCGUUAUCUUCCGCAUCAAGGCUGCGGACCGGCUCUGUCAUAUCUUUGUCAAUUAGCGGAGAUGAAGAGACUUCUCUGGUGUGUGGAAACGUUGCGCAUGCCAUUGUUGUCCUUGCCGCCGAAUGUGACGACAGCAGAAUAACUGCCUUGGUUCAAACCAUGAUGUUGCAGAAGAUUGGUCGUGUCAGUGUCAUGGUCGAUGCCCGUAUCAUUGAAGAGGCCGCUAAACUGGCCAUUCAUGGCAAAGAGAAUGAAUUCAGGGCUCUCCUAAGGUUGUAUACACGUCUUCACCAUGAAGCGGUCAUUCAGGAGAAUACCAUCGUUUUGGAGGCGGUCCGGAAGGCUCGGGACUAUCUGGCCACGAAUCUUGAGGCCAGAUCACCUCUUUUCAAGAUCUACGCCACACACUUGCUUGAAAGAAUCAUUAGCAAAGGUGAUGUGGUGGAAGGAGAAUUCAAACAGUCUGCCGAGGUUGAACAGGCGGCCAAAGAGAUAGCACCUCUUCUCAAGCCACUUUCCGUUCUAGCCUCUCGCAGGCCCACCCUCAACCAAGACAGCGGUAUUCCAGAUGACCCAGAAAUUCUAGCGUUGGCUCGCGAUGUCUGGUACAAUAUCGCCGUCCAUGGAAUAACCCUUCAGUCCCGUAUUGGCCAACAGUACUAUCACGAGCUUCGCGUGCUCGCCCUGCAUUCCUUUCCAUUGGUUGAUGAAGACCGCGCAGAGCUUCUUGAAGCUGAUGUCGAACUCAAUACGGUUCUGCGAAGAGGCAUGAGCACGCAACAUACCGCUGACCAGAAGAAAAAUCUGGUUGCCGUUAUCCCUUCGAGGGAAGCUGAAAUCCGACAACUGAGCUAUCAAAAAGUGGUAUUUCUCAAUGCAGUCUUCCUGGUGGAAAGCCUUCGCGCCACCUCCGGCAGUUGUGCUGAAAUCUUGGAUUAUUUUGCUGACCCCACACUCCAAUCAAGCCACAUGGGCUCCUGUCUGGGAGCUGUUGCCGCCGAGGUUGUCAAACGGUACACCGAGAAGGUGGCAUCCGCAAAGGAGGAUGAAUUUAGUGCUCCGUAUGUCUCAAGGCAGCUCGCUCGAUUCUUGAGCGGAUCCUGCAACCGGAGCAGCAAGAUGCAGGAGGUCGCCCGUGCAUCGGCCAACCAGAUCAUCCAUUCCGCUCCCUCGGCUCUCUGUCAAAAGUCUGCGCUCUUCGCCUUGUUGGAACUGCUCUCUUUGAUGUGGUCAAGCUGCCUAGAAGCUGACUUCGACGAGUAUUCAUGGCGUCCAAAACUUACAUCUACCAGGGGCAAGAUUACAAUCGAGCUUUCUGAUAAUUAUUCACUUCGACAGCAAACCCUUCAAGCGCUGUACCAUGACGCUCGAAGGUGGGUGACUGGGGCAAUGGGCAUAGCACCAUUAGACGUCAAAGGUCUCCUUCAGACCUAUCUGUCGGAGUUUGAUGAUACAGGUGCCUAUGGUCAUGUCUCUCUUGGCAGAUCAUUCGCCCUCGAAAUGGGCUCAAUGAUUCCUCCUAUGGACCAUCGGCUCAACGUACUGGACAAAAAGGCAGAGCCGGCCAACAUCAACAUGGCAUCAGAUUUCAUGGCGCAGUACACUACUCGUCAAGAAUACCGAUUCACCGGUAUUCCAGAGCAUCAGCGCGGCCUCCUUGCCAUUGACAGCGCUACGGGGCGACGUUCGUCGUUUGGCCCGUCUGGAGCCGACGGCACCAAACCCCUGCUCGUCGCCUUGACCAAUUUACACAGAAGGGCUAGCCAGCACGCUUCGAUGCACUUUUCCGAAGUAAAAGACGUCCUCCGGAGGGCUGCUGCGCUACUGUGCCAGAGUAAGAAGUCACAAACCGCAAUUGUUCAUCAUCUUGUCAGCAUUCCUUUCGACAUCUUCACCAAAGACUCUAUUAAACUGGGUAUCUCUUUGUGGCUUGGGGUCAUUCAUGAAAAUCCAAGAAUGGAGUCGCGGAUUCUGACAGAAGUUGUCCUGGCGUGGGAGCGAACCAUCGACAGAAGACAAGGCAUUUUCAAUGCAAGCUUCAAUCACCUAGACCCUUUUUACGUCAAAGAGGAGUUCGCUCCCUCUGACAAAGCUGCCCUCCAAAACCAAGCGCAGGUUGCUCACGACAUCAUCUCGCCACACUUCAGACUGAUCCAGUUCUUCGAAAGCCAUUACAAUGCCAUUCGACUCGGGAGCGCCAACUCUCAGAGGACUUUCGUUCGCAUGCUGGAGCGUACUCUCCAAGGCUUCAGGAAAUUGAAAUGGCACCCUUUAUUGAGAGAAAUACUAUUUCAUAUGGUUUUAUUUGCGCUGCGUGUUCUCAACACGAGUACGUGCAUCUCGCGACUCGAUAUGUGGAGAUUGCGCGAUGUAACCCUAUCAGUUGGCCUACGAUGGUUUUCGAACCCUCAAGGUUGGGGAUUUGGUGGUAACCGUCUGCAGAUGAGGGCGGAGGUGCAAGUCAUGGGAGAGGUGCUUGGGGUUCUGGCCACGUCUAAACACCCCAUCUUCGCAUCGUCCGCUACAAGAAAGGACCCAUUGCAAAAGCACGAGUUGCUCGAAACCUUGAUUGCAAAUGAAAUCAACCGUUUGACUGUCUGGCUGAAUCCUUUGGGCGCGGGAGGCCAGUCUCAUGCAGAGACGCAGCUUACAUCGUACGCUCGGACAGCCUGGGCGGAGGAUCCAGCUCUUGCUCUGCAACUUCUGAACAGAUCUGCCAACGAGAACUUGAAGCGCGACAUUCGCUUCCUUCUCAUGAACUUCCCCGAAAAGGCAGUCGAUUGCCCCGGCGCCCUCGAUGUCCUUCUUGGGAAUGCACUGCCUUCUGACGUUUCCUUCCAAUUAAAGUACUUGUUGUACUGGAGUCCAGUGAACCCAAUGCAGGCAGUGACCUAUUUCUUACCAGCAUUCGGCAAUCACCCAUUGGUCCUCCAGUAUGCGAUGAGAGCACUCGAAAGCCAUUCGGUCGACGUGACUUUCUUCUACGUGCCGCAAAUUGUACAGAGCUUGCGUUAUGAUGCUUUGGGCUAUGUGGAACGAUAUAUCAUCGAGGCUGGAAGCUUAUCACAGCUCUUUGCGCACCAAAUUAUCUGGAACAUGAAAGCAAACGCUUACAAGGACGAAGACUCACAAGUGCCUGACCCUGUCAAGCCCACGCUGGACAAAGUGAUGAACAGUUUAGUCUCGAGCUUUUCAGGCCAAGACAAGGAUUUCUACGAACGAGAAUUCGCGUUCUUUGCAGAAGUUACUGACAUCUCUGGCAAGUUGAAACCUUACAUUAAAAAGUCCAAACCCGAAAAGAAGGCCAAAAUUGAGGAAGAACUCCGCAAAAUUCAGGUUGAGGUGGGGGUGUAUAUUCCCAGCAACCCUGAAGGGGUGGUCGUGGGAAUUGACAGAAAAUCAGGCAAGCCGCUUCAAUCUCAUGCGAAGGCGCCAUACAUGGCGACCUUUAGGAUACGCAAAACGCGAGAGGCAUUAGCUGGGACCGAGACCAGUGCAGGCGACACCGGCGUGCUCUCACCAACCGUUUCACGCCGGGGUCAUAGUCGGGGGAACACGAGCGACAUCUCCAACAUGGGAUUGAAUGAUAGCAGCACAACAACAUAUGAGAUUUGGCAGAGUGCAAUAUUCAAAGUGGGCGAUGAUUGUCGUCAAGAUGUGCUUGCGCUUCAAAUGAUUGCAGCGUUUCGGGGCAUUUUCAACUCGGUGGGACUGGAUGUCUAUGUUUUCCCAUAUCAUGUGGUUGCGACUGCUCCUGGGUGUGGUGUCAUUGAAGUUUUGCCCAACUCGAUCAGUCGCGACAUGCUCGGUCGUGAGGCAGUGAACGGGCUUCAUGAUUACUUCAUCACCAAGUAUGGCGGGGAACAUUCAAUUCGUUACCAGGAGGCGAGAAGUGAGUUCGUCAAGAGCAUGGCUGCAUAUUCAGUUAUCAGCUACCUUCUGCAGUUCAAAGAUCGCCACAACGGCAAUAUCAUGAUCGACGACAAAGGACACGUUUUGCACAUUGACUUUGGGUUUUGCUUCGACAUUGCGCCCGGUGGGGUCAAAUUUGAGCGAGCACCGUUCAAGCUGACCCCAGAAAUGAUUGCGGUCAUGGGAGGGAGCAACUCAAAUGCGUCUCAGUCAUAUCGGUGGUUUGAAGAGCUCACUAUCAAAGCCUUUCUCUGCGCACGCCAAUACUGUGAGCAGUUGAGUCAUCUGGUCAGCUUGAUGCUCGACAGCGGGUUGCCUUGCUUCAAGCCAGAAACGAUGAGGAACUUCCGCAAUCGGUUUGUGCUGGAGAAGACCAACCGCGAGGCGGCGGAGUACAUGCUUGGGUGCAUCAAAAAGAGUGCAGGCAACUACUCUACAAAGGUUUAUGACGAGUUCCAAUUGUUGACCAACGGUAUACCUUAUUGAGAGGGUUGACGCUGGCUGCAUGACGGUUGUGUCGGUCCUAGCGUGGGUAGACAGUAUUUGAAACAUCUAAU